AGCCGGUCGCUACUUGCUUACUUCGAUAUCAAAACGUUCCCAGCCAGGACUCGAAACGGUCAGAAACUUCUUGGACAGCGAAGCGUACGGUUGUGCUAGAGACUAUUUCGAAGGAUAUCUGAUAUAUAUUACAAGGAAAAACUGGUUAAGAAAUUGCUAGAGUUUUGUUGGUUUGCUGGAGAAACUAGAAGCAUUGGUGAAAGAAGACACCUUGUGCGGAUGCUGAGUGAUGAUUGCAUAAGAAGGACUAGUGGAAAAAGGGACGAUACUUCUGAGAACUUGCUGGUGAAGAGUUUUCUGAGUGAAAUUGAUUGUGUGGGAAAAAAUUUGGGAUCUCGAUUCCUGUGUCAAUAGAACUUCGGUGAUAUAACGAACGAUAACGGUAAAUAUUGUGUGCGAUAACGGAACUGUUUGGAAACAAACGCGCUAAAUAUGGAUCUGGCGUGCAAGGAGAUUAUCUACGACGAAGUGGACAGUCAGUUUGCCGAACCGGACCCGACGAUGGUUGCGGAUGCUCGAGUCAUUCAGAACUUGAUCAGUCUCGAGCGACUGACGAUCCCGCCCUGCAACUACUUCGGCUCGGUACAACGGGACAUCAAGCCGAACAUGCGCAAGAUCGUCACCACUUGGAUGCUGGAGGUAUGCGAUGAACAGAAGUGCGAAGAGCAAACCUUCCCGCUGGCGGUGAACUUUUUCGAUCGGUUCCUUUGUGCAUGUCCGAUUGAUCGCUACCACCUGCAGCUGCUAGGAUGCUGUGCGCUUCUGUUGGCCUCCAAGAUUCGCCAGUGCCAUCCGCUGUCUGUGGAUGUGCUUAGCGCCUACACCGAUCAUGCCGUCUCUCCCGAUCAAAUUAGGAGCUGGGAGCUCCUGCUGAUCAGCAAGCUUGAGUGGAACAUCACCGCGGUAACCGCUUUCGAUUACGUCGAUCAGAUCAUGGAGCGCGCCAAAUGGGGCGGCGAUGACUCCCGGCUACGAGAACACGCACACACCCUCAUUCACGUCUGCAGUACCGAAACAAUCUUCAUGCAACUAGAACCCUCCCUACUGGCGGCGGCCUGUAUCGCUUCCGCAACCCGUGGCCUGAACGUUUCCACCAAACUGGCCGUCGGUUACGAUCUGUGCCGGCUGACGAUGCACGAUCUGGCCAAGAUCGAUUUCAUUGUCAAAAUCAUCGAGGAGAUCGUCGCCCGGGAGAUCGCCGAUAAGCAAAUCCAACAGCAGCAGCAGCUGGCUGCCACGGCCGGAAGCUGCAAGGAUCAGUACCAGCAGGCUCCGCAGAAGUGCAGUUCCAGUGGCACCACGAACGCUGGCCAGCAGCCCCCGGCCCAGCAGCAGCCCGAAACGCCGACCGAUGUGCAGUUUAUAUACUUUUAAAUCAGCGAGUUUAUUCACUGGGGAAAGGUAGGAUCUUCUAGCCGGGUAGAGGGCGCUGCUGUUGAGUAUUUUUAUUACCUUUAUCUGAUUCUAAAUACUGUUGAAAUUGCACUUUUACACUCUAAAUCGAUUAUUAGCCCGUAAGUCAACGGUCGAAGAAGGCGCCAUUCUUCGGCUCGAAACUGCCAAAACAAUGCACAAUAGAUUCGUAAGCAUGUCAAUGGGGAAAAAUACUUUAGGCAAAACGCAGGCGUUAAUCGUCAUCCGUCGCCAGCAUUAUGGGCCCGUAAAGUUUUGAUUUACACACUGAUUCUGUCUUGCUAGUUUAAGAAACAAACAGUGCCAUCCAUCAUACACUUUACCCUUACCCCACCGCGUCGACGUUUGACGUUUUCAAACUUUUGACAGAUGGCUCAAUGUUUUAUUGUACAUAUAUUUACCCGUUGAAAGAUACAUACAUGUUCAAACAAAUGCAUUUAA
Messenger RNA from Wyeomyia smithii (pitcher-plant mosquito), 1854 nucleotides. Its product is annotated as G1/S-specific cyclin-D3-like. NCBI's taxonomy places the organism in Eukaryota, Metazoa, Arthropoda, Insecta, Diptera, Culicidae. The coding region runs from base 433 to 1374 and encodes 313 amino acids. Gene Ontology annotation, biological process: mitotic cell cycle phase transition; regulation of cyclin-dependent protein serine/threonine kinase activity; positive regulation of G1/S transition of mitotic cell cycle. The transcript has 4 exons. Gene Ontology annotation, molecular function: cyclin-dependent protein serine/threonine kinase regulator activity. The record is from RefSeq and is a predicted model, not a curated record. Gene Ontology annotation, cellular component: cytoplasm; nucleus; cyclin-dependent protein kinase holoenzyme complex.